UAAGAUUAUUUUAGUUACAUUUUUCACCUCCGAUCUAGAACGUAGUAGGGUGCUUUGCAAUACGAACAUCACGAAGGUCGAGUAGCUUGAUUUUCGAUAUAUAUCGAGGGUUGCAUGCGUUCCGGCUAAAAACGACGAUAAGUAUUUAGAAAAAAAAAAAAAAAAACUGAGAGAAGAAAGAAAAAUUACUUCAGAAGGAAUAUUCUAAGAAACAUCACGAUUACAAGAUCAUUAUAUAAUCCAGAUCUCGACGUGUUUCUCCGAGAGCUCCGGAAGAAGGAAAUAAUGACCAGUCAUUAGACGAUGGCUCAUUCUUCCAUCCUUCGACAAAAAUCAUCUACACGGAAGAACGUGCACAAUCUCAAUCUUCUUUAUCAAAUUUUUUAUAUGCGCGAUACAUCAAUUGUUUGUGUGAAAUUUUACUCUACGAUUUCUUAUUGUUUGUUCGAGUGUCAUUCCACGUUGUUAACUAAAUCACCAACGAUAUAGUGGAAGUGUAUUCAUUAUUCUUUCCGCAUAUUUUUCAUCAAACAGUGCAAUGUUAGAGUGUAAUCGAUGUGCUAUUUCCAUAGAAAAGUAUAUGUACAUCCGUAUAUGUUUUAAGUUUUUGACAUUUAAAUCCGUUCUCGAUCAAUCGAUAUAUCAUCAUCAUGGACACACGCAAAAUGUCCAACUGGAACGUGCUGAGCAUGGAAGCAGCUCUUCAACAGCUGAACAAUUUCGAUGAAGACAAAAAGGAAGUUACAAAACGGUCGAAUACGACGAUAGAAAAGCUGCCGGACAAAGUGCUGCUGAACGUCUUCUGCUACCUGUCUCAUCGUGAAAUAUGCGGGAUGGCACGUGUGUGCAAGAGAUGGCGGCAAAUCGCGUACGACACGCGACUAUGGAAGCACGUAUCCCUACGGCCGGAAAUCAGUGGGCUGCACGUGAAUUCCUUGGACAAUCUGCUGCACUUGAUCAGCACGCGUUUCGGAGCCUCGCUGAGGUACAUCGAGCUACCGAUCGAAUUGAUCACUCACACGGUUCUCCACGAGUUGGCCAACAAAUGUCCAAACUUGACGCACAUGCUGCUCGACUUUUCCACCGCCAUGCAGCUGCACGACUUCUCGGAAAUGCAAGCCUUCCCGACCAAGCUGAAGUACAUGUGCAUCUGCCUGUCAGAGGUAAUCUUCAUGGAGGGUUUUAUGAGGAAGAUUUACAAUUUCAUCAAUGGCCUGGAGAUCCUGCAUCUUAUAGGAACGUACGAGAAGGUGGAAGAAGAGGAGGAGGAAAUUUACGAAGUGAUAAACGUGCACAAACUGAAAUCAGCGACUCCUAACUUACGGGUGAUCAAUUUAUAUGGGAUCAACUUUGUGGACGAUUCGCACAUCGACGCGUUUUCUUCCAAUUGCAUCCAGCUCGAAUGCCUGGCCGUGAAUUUCUGUGCCAAAGUCACUGGCUCAACCAUGAAGACCCUGUUUCAGAGGAGCAGAAGAUUGAAGUGUCUUCUCAUGCAAGGCACAAAUCUUCAAAGCGAGUACGUGAUGCAGGUGGAAUGGGAAAAGUCGAGCAUCCAGGAGCUCGACGUCACCGCGACAGACCUGUCAACGGAAUGUCUGAUCGACAUGUUGUCCAGAAUUCCGGGCCUUCGUUUCCUGAGCGCGGGUCAGCUGAACGGCUUCAACGACAGCGUGUUAAAAGCCUGGGCCGAACUCGGCAAUGCUCGGAACCUGAUCGCCCUAGACCUGGACAGUUCCGACAACCUGACUGACGACGCUCUGCAUAAAUUCUUGUCGAGAUACGGUCAUCAACUCUGGGGACUCGCCUUAUCCGGCAUGCCUCACAUCACCGAUCAACUGUGGCAGAGUGUGCUGCCCAUACUGACCAAUGCCAAAAUUCUCGUGAUGGGAACACAGGAAAGAUUGGGCGUGAAUAUUCACGUGGAUCAGCUGAUGGACGGAAUUGCCAACAAUUGUCCAAAUUUAGAGCGACUGGAGCUCCGCUGGGAUCCGGAGAAUCUCCGGUUCUCCGACAAGAGCCAGAAGGCUAUAGACAUAUUACGCGUAAAGUGCAUUAAAUUACGAUGUUUAAGCUUGAGUCGAUGCGUUCGCAGCGAUGGAAGAUACUAUGAAAUAGUGAAGGCCAACUUCGAGCGUGCCGAUAGACUGACGGUUGUUCGUACGACAACGUGCUGCCGCGUGUCUAAUUACUACCUCUUAGCGAAUUAUAAGGAUUUGAUUUUCAAUUAACUAUCACGAUGUAAAUAUUCGUACGUACGCUGCUACGAGGAUUUUCAUUGACGAGUUUUUCCAUAAAAACGAAGUGUCGAGACGAACAAGCACAUCAAAGGGCGUAACGUAUCAAACGACAACUACGAUCAAACAACGAAUCUACCUGCGACUACUCAAGUGUAAUACUGUUCCCUAGCAUUACGAUAAGAAAUCAUGGCGCAAAAUAACAGAUGCAUAUUUUUUUACACUAUUUUCAAGCGUGUAGCGUGAGUAAACGAAAUUACAUCAACCCUGAAACUUUAAACUCGUUUGAACCAUUACCCGCACCAUUGUAUCGCGAGAGAAAGGAAGACGAAGCUAAAGAAUAGGGGAUACUGACUACGUAGUCAAUGAGAAUCAUUACGAUAAAUCUCGAGACAGGUAGAAAUACAAGAGACGCAGUUAUUUCUGAAUUGAUUGGACAACAUUCUGACAACACGUGGGGAAAAGUUUUAAAUGAAAAGUGCAACGUCAACGAGACAGAGGUACACGCACAAUAGCUGUACGUGACGGUAUCGAUUAUUCGCUAAUUUAUUCAUGCAGCCGUGUAGACGACGACGACGACGUCGCACUGGCCACGGCCGGUCGGUCGAUUCGCUCGAUUCCAUGCUCUAACCACAUGCCAGGCCCUUCGUUUAUGUGUUGCGUUAUAGUCGACGCAGAACCGUCGUGGCUGACACGACUUUUCGCAUGAUCCCCGAAACUUUUCGUCGAUCGUCGCGUUUCUUCCUCUCGUGCUCCUUUUAAUCCCGAUCUUCCCCAAUGUCUGAUAUCGAGGAGGAGCUGCUGGUAAAGAAGCUGAAGAUCGUCCUCGUCGGUGACUCUGGAUCCGGCAAAGUGAGUUUUCCAAUCCUGUCCGCAAUCGAGGUUUCUGGUUAACCAAAAGUGUUGUCCAAGUUUCCAUUCUUUUUUUUUUUCUUUCUUCUAUUUCUGUGCCACUUCUGCGUUUCCGUGAGAUCGACAGAAAUAUCGAUUUUGACUUUCGAUCGGAAUUUUUUUGGAGAGAUAUAUACAUAUAUAUGAGACACGUCGAUGUACACGAUUAAAUUAUUUCGUAGUUCAGCGUGCCUGAGCCUCGAAGAACGAAGCUACGUAUCGAUUUAUUUCUUUCGUGCGUUGUGGUCAGUGCCACUGUUAAACACACUUGCACAAACCGAACGUCUUAUAGUUAUUUCCUUCCUUCUAUACGUUCUGUUCCAGUUUACUUUUACCGAUGGUAAUAAAUGGUCAGUGUAAUAUUUUUCUCA
Molecule: messenger RNA, 3496 nt
Organism: Frieseomelitta varia
Lineage: Eukaryota; Metazoa; Arthropoda; Insecta; Hymenoptera; Apidae
Gene: FipoQ
Product: F-box/LRR-repeat protein fbxl-1
Exons: 8
Coding region: 651-2228 (525 amino acids)
Biological process (GO): SCF-dependent proteasomal ubiquitin-dependent protein catabolic process; positive regulation of protein ubiquitination
Cellular component (GO): SCF ubiquitin ligase complex
Molecular function (GO): protein binding
Source: RefSeq, a predicted model, not a curated record